AUGUAUUUUAUUAGAGCUUUAACAGUACCAAGAAUGGAUAAAUGGUUAUGUGUCUGUUCCUAUCUACAUAAAAAUAUUGUUCAUGGACGAACUCCAUGGUCAGAUAAUAGAUUUGUCUUCAACAAUCAAUUGCUUCGUUGUAAUAAGAUUAUUAUGAGUGAAGAUUAUGAUCGAAUGAACGAUGAAUUUCUUUCUUUUUCACCACUCUUAAUUCCUUGGCAUCACGUUACAUCACUUAGUAUUGCUGAACCAUUCAAUCGAAAUCAUCUUCAUCUUCUCUUUUCGCAAGCGACGAAUCUACGUACUCUAGAACUGCAUUAUAGAUUAUAA
Molecule: messenger RNA, 330 nt
Organism: Rotaria sp. Silwood2
Lineage: Eukaryota; Metazoa; Rotifera; Eurotatoria; Philodinida; Philodinidae
Source: the annotation of a GenBank genome assembly